AUGUCAUACUCGUCUCCAUUACCUCCAACUGUUACUCCUGGGUGGAAUGAUCCUCCGAUAAACCUUGGUGCUAAAACGAAUGGAACUGGAGUUCUUGCCCAAAAAUAUCGUAGGCCUGUUGAUCCUUCUAUUCAGGUUAGUCAUAUCAUUGUGGCCGUUUUUUUAAGUAUUAAUCAUCACACUAUUUUCAUUGGUUUUUUUCAGGUAUCUGGUCAAAUAAAUGUGGCGCAGCCGGUUGGACAAGCCGAGUUAGCUGCGGCAGUUGAUGAGCUUCCACGGCCGCAUAGUGCUGCUGCCUUGUCAAGGGCGCGAAGCAGUGAAACUUUUACAAGGACAGGAUCAGAGGAAUUUCCACGGCGUCAGGCUGUUUAUGAUGCUUUUACUGUUCCCACCGGUAAAUUCGGAAAUAUACGUUUCUUUUUAUGCAGGUCUUUUUGUACAACUCGGUUUACUUUAUUUCAGGAACAAAGUCCUAAAUUACCUGUAAUGAAUAUUCUUCCUCCGACUGCCAAUAUGCCCAUUGAAGCAAACCCAACAGCAUUGAUUUACACUCCGCCUAAUACCGUUGGUGAGGACGCCCAGAAGUUGUAUCCUCUGUCAGAUUCUUCUGAUUUUGUUCCCCCUACAAAAGCUGCUGGUGACGUUUCAUUGGAUGGAAGGAAACUUGUUGAAUUUUUGUAUAAAGCCACGAUAAGGUUGCCUCCGGGAGUCACGAGAGAUGGCAUACAGCUACGCAUAGGGCACUUUGAUCAAGCUGUUGUGGGCAAUGCUCUCUCUGACCCUUGCAUCAAGAAACUUAAUUUUGUUGUAGAUGCUCUGGACCGUGAAAAUUAUGAGGAAGCAGCACAGUUUUUCGAUCAGUUUCAACUAUCAUUUCCUGAAGAAUCUCGGACAAGUUGGGCCCAAGGUAUUAGACUACUGUUACAGGAAUCUCUGCGUUGUUUUCGUUGGUCUAGUCCGUUGCAUACUCGGCACUAA
This is a messenger RNA of Enterobius vermicularis (human pinworm), 978 nucleotides long. The record is from the annotation of a GenBank genome assembly. NCBI's taxonomy places the organism in Eukaryota, Metazoa, Nematoda, Chromadorea, Rhabditida, Oxyuridae.